UGUUUGCGGUUGGUAGUGCGUCGGCGUGAGGUUAGUUUCUGAAGAAUCUUGUCAACACGUGUUGAAAAUAAAUUUCACGAAUUGAUCAUUGUUUUUUAUAAAAGUGUCCAAAAUGUCUGUGCUUCAGCGCGUGGUCAAACCGACCACACGGAAGGGCAAGAAAGUGUUGAUGAGUAGAGAACCUCAAGUCAUAGAAGGACCCAAGAAAGCUCUUUUCUUUCAAGGGAGGAAAACCUCGGAGAAAAUCCGUAGAUUACUAAAAGAUCUGUACGACAUCAAAAAACCGGAUGCACAGAGGCUCACAAAGAAAAACGACAUAACCAUUUUCGAGAAUGCGAAUGUGGUCGAAAAUAUUUGCAAGAAACAUGAGAGUCCACUAUUUAUGAUGGGCUCGCAUAGCAAAAAACGGCCCGACAAUCUCGUCAUCGGUAGAAUGUACAAUUAUUCCCUGUUAGAUAUGAUCGAAUUAUAUAUAGAAAACUUUGAAAGUUUUAAAGAAUUCAGCACAACAAAAAUCACACUGGGCACAAAACCCUGUUUACUAUUCAAUGGUCCUCAGUGGGAGCAAACCAAUGAACUGAAAUGUCUAAAAUCAUUAUUUAUAGAUUUUUUUCAUAGAGAACACACAGACUCUGUAAGAUUGCAGGGUAUAGAACACACUAUUAGUUUUAAUGUCACUCCUGAGGGAAAAAUUUUACUUAGGUCUUAUAAAAUAUUGCUUAAGAAGUCUGGGUGUAGAACACCACGGGUAGAACUGGAAGAAAUUGGUCCUCGAGUAGAUUUUACACUCAGACGUAGCAAAUUACCAACAGAAGAUCUCAUGAAGGAAGCGUGCCGCAAACCUAAAGAGCUCAAGGUCACGAAGAAGAAGAAUAUCAGCACAGAUGAAUUGGGCACCACCCAUGGUCGCAUCCACAUUGGAAAGCAAGAUAUCAACAAGUUGCAGACGCGCAAGAUGAAGGGCUUGAAGAAAACUCCAUUGGAGAAGAAAGCAGCCAAAGCUGCCAAGAGAUCACUAAUUACUAGUGAAGAAGUUGACACAGUGAAGAAACAGAAGAGGGGUUAGCAAUAGAAUUACAAUUGUUAUUGUUAUAUUGUGUAUAUGAGAUAAAUUAAGGUUCACAUAUAAUUAGGUAUUUUUUAAAUUAACUUAAAUUAAGUUAGGGAUAAUUGUAAAUAUUUUUUAUAAUUAAGACGUCCGUUAAUGUACCUAUGUUAUAAAUAGUAUACCUCUUUUUUUAACAAUCAAAUUUUUCAUUGUAAAUAUACUUUUAAUAAAAGUUAAAAAAAUCUUGUUGA
Molecule: messenger RNA, 1299 nt
Organism: Aethina tumida (small hive beetle)
Lineage: Eukaryota; Metazoa; Arthropoda; Insecta; Coleoptera; Nitidulidae
Gene: Non3
Product: ribosome production factor 2 homolog
Exons: 3
Coding region: 113-1066 (317 amino acids)
Biological process (GO): maturation of LSU-rRNA from tricistronic rRNA transcript (SSU-rRNA, 5.8S rRNA, LSU-rRNA); ribosomal large subunit assembly
Cellular component (GO): nucleolus
Molecular function (GO): rRNA binding
Source: RefSeq, a predicted model, not a curated record